This is a messenger RNA of Cinclus cinclus, 573 nucleotides long. It is a transcript of the gene MYL1, whose product is annotated as myosin light chain 1. The coding region runs from base 1 to 573 and encodes 190 amino acids. Gene Ontology annotation, molecular function: calcium ion binding. Gene Ontology annotation, cellular component: myosin II complex; contractile muscle fiber. The transcript is spliced from 6 exons. The record is from RefSeq and is a predicted model, not a curated record. NCBI's taxonomy places the organism in Eukaryota, Metazoa, Chordata, Aves, Passeriformes, Cinclidae.
AUGGCACCAAAGAAGGACGUAAAGAAACCAGCAGCAGCCGCAGCACCAGCACCUGCACCAGCACCAGCACCUGCACCAGCCAAGCCCAAAGAACCUGCCAUCGACCUCAAGAGCAUCAAGAUCGAGUUCUCCAAGGAGCAACAGGAUGACUUCAAGGAGGCCUUCCUCCUCUUUGACAGGACUGGUGAUGCCAAGAUCACCCUCAGCCAGGUUGGCGAUAUCGUCCGGGCACUGGGCCAGAACCCUACAAACGCAGAGAUCAACAAAAUUCUGGGAAACCCCAGUAAAGAGGAGAUGAAUGCCAAGAAGAUUACUUUUGAAGAGUUCCUGCCCAUGCUGCAAGCAGCUGCCAACAACAAGGAGCAGGGCACCUUUGAAGACUUUGUUGAAGGUCUGCGUGUCUUUGACAAGGAAGGAAAUGGCACAGUCAUGGGCGCUGAGCUCCGUCACGUGCUGGCAACUCUGGGUGAGAAGAUGACAGAAGAAGAAGUAGACGAACUCAUGAAAGGCCAGGAGGACUCAAAUGGCUGCAUCAACUAUGAGGCAUUUGUAAAGCACAUCCUUUCUGUCUAG